Messenger RNA from Durusdinium trenchii, 623 nucleotides. Lineage: Eukaryota; Dinophyceae; Suessiales; Symbiodiniaceae. The record is from the annotation of a GenBank genome assembly.
GUUGUGUGCGGCCGCUGGUUGUUCUUGUUAUCACCGAAACACAUGGAGAUGCCAUGGAUCCUUUUGUGAGAUACCAUGGAGCGCCAAAAACGGGGCCCUGAGCUGCACUUGACGGAACUGCAAAAAGCUGAUGCUCGCGGGCUUGCGUUACUUCAAGAGCUGAUGGACGUUUUGCAACGCCGUGAUCUCGCAGUCUCCGAUCGAGAAAGGUAUCGCAUGGCGGCAGAGGAUGUGGAGCCCAUCUUCCAAGUCCUCCACGAACUGCUCGAGACCUGUGAGGCUUCUGCUGCCCAGCUACACAGCGCAGCGCGCGCGGCCGCAGCGGACGGUCCGGCGGAUGCGGAGAUUUGGGAGCUCUUUCGGGUGGCAGACCGCGCGGAAGACGAUGUUCAGCUGAAGAGGCAACUGGUGGAGAGUUUAUCGCAUGCUUCCAAUGUGGAGCAGGUGAUGGCCGUUCAGGUGAUGUGGAGUUGCAAACCCUACUUGGAGCCGAGCGACGAGCCCAGCGAAAGAUUGUCCGCUGAGCGAUGAGCGAGGGAUGAGAGGCAAUUCAGAUUCUUUCGGUGAGUGCUGUGGGUUUGUGGACUAUGGACCGUCAGUUUACAGAAUGCACUUGUGGUGGG